UCGCUCAGCAGGACUCGACACACAAUUUACCUUACUUCUUGGUUUGUUUGGAUAUUAGACGUUUUCACUUGAUCCAUAUAAUAUCAUUUUAUUUUCCGUGUACAUUAUUUAUGUGUAUGGCCUAUUAUUCCGUGAAUGACGUGAAAUUCAUCAUAAAAAUACGCCUUGGCUACUUAACAGAAUAGUGUAUAUGGCUUCGUGUCGGUUCCGCUGGAGAAUCCUGUUCAUCAUUUCGCCGUGCAUACUGCUGAUCCCAAUCUACAUCUAUGUCUGCAUGGUUCUGAUCUAUAUCAUGACACACGGUGCACCUGGUGUUCAUCCUGUGCAGCAGAAACACUUUACUGCCAGUGGUCUCAACCACUCCAGAGAUCUGGCUCCCCAUCCUGUGAAAUCUUUCUGGAGAAGCGAGCUAAACAGUGGAGCACUAUGGAACAUCAUCCAGUUUAUGAUAGAUUCCCACUAUAACCCCAUCCUAAAUCCACAUCUGGCUGCAAACCCACCCGGUAUUUCUUACAAAACAGAAAGGUCCAGAAGAAGUGGGAAUGGAUGCUCUCCAGACUAUGAGAUUAACAAUACAAUGCCAGAUUUCUUCAGUCUACCAUCGCAGAUAAAAGAUUUUGUGACCAGCAUGCACUGUCGAGAAUAUCCCUUGGUAAUAGAUCCUUUAGAUGUUUGUGAUGGUGGUCCGCUAGCAAAGAAUCGGGCACCAAUGUUGCUCCUGGCUAUCAAAGCUCAGCCUCCGGAUUUCAUGAACAGAGAAGCGAUAAGAGAAACUUGGGGGCGUUCAGGAAGAAUAAAAAGCCGAGGUGGGCGGCAAAGGCUUGUUCGGAGGGUCUUCCUUCUGGGGAAGUCCAAAGACUUGCAUAUUGAAGAGAAAUUGCAAUUAGAGAGUGAUAAAUAUGGUGACAUCAUCCAAUGGGAUUUCAUGGACACGUUAUUUAACCUCACCCUGAAGGAUGUGCUGUUCUGGGACUGGUUCUCAAGGCGAUGCCCACAUGCCCGCUUCAUUUUUAAAGGUGAUGAUGAUAUCUUUGUGAGGACGCCUGCUCUCCUAAACUAUCUGCUGGCCGAGGAGGCAAAUGAAAACUUCUCAAAUGGAUCCAGGCGGCCAAAUAAAAUGGAGACGUUUGUUGUGGGGGACGUGAUAAACAACGCAUCACCUAUACGCUCCAAUGGGAGUAAGUACUACAUUCCGGAGAGCUUCUUUAAAGGGACUUACCCGUCAUAUCCUGGUGGAGGGGGGGUGGUUUACUCUGGUUCUCUGGCCCAUAGGCUUUUGGAGGUGUCACAAAAGGUUCACCUGUUCCCCAUUGAUGAUGUCUAUCUGGGCAUGUGUCUUCAAAGACUGGGAGUGUACCCUAUCCACCACCCUGCCUUCCUUACCUUUGACUUCCCCAAGAACGAGCUCAAGAAACCCUGUGCGAAUCACACCAUCCUCCUGGUGCACAAGCGUAGCCCAGCUGAGAUGUUCCAACUUUGGACUGAAACAUCGAUGCCCAGUUUUGAAUGCAGAAACGCAACUCUGAGAGUCGAAACUAAAGUUGGGUUUAGCAGACAGAAAUCAGUUCUCAAUCGCUUUCCUUUCUCCCCGAAAACUUGAAAACUGAUGUUAUGCAUUGCAUGAUGCUUUAUUUGAAUUUUUGUUGUCAAGUUUCACCUCUUUUUACAGAUGCGACGAAACCGAACAAGCAUCAGAUCUUUACUUCCAUAUUGUGCCGUAAAGAGAAGAUUACGAGGUCACAUUAAGGUCUAUAAUGUUUUUAUAUUGACAAAAUAAUUGGCCAAACAAGAAGCAUACAAAAAGUUUAUUACAAAACCUUAUUAACAAGAAUUAUGAUACAUACUCUGUUUCCUUUUAAUGAAACAAAAAUGACUUUUAGAUUGGAAACCAAACUCAACCAGAAACACCAUCUGAAAGCCAUUAGAGAGAAAUGAUUCAGCUCUGAAAAUGUGUUUGUUUUAAACCCAAUUAAGGUUCAUUAUCAUAGAAAACUGGUCUUGGUCAUGCUGUAGAGUAAGCAUCGUCCAGUAUCGUUUGCAGUUGGCUUGUUUUAUGCUCUUCCUUCAUCUUCCUUUUCCUCAUCAUCUUCAUCAGUCUCUUCCUCACUCUCACUGUAGAGAACAGUGGCACGAUU
Molecule: messenger RNA, 2135 nt
Organism: Pimephales promelas (fathead minnow)
Lineage: Eukaryota; Metazoa; Chordata; Actinopteri; Cypriniformes; Leuciscidae
Product: N-acetyllactosaminide beta-1,3-N-acetylglucosaminyltransferase 2
Biological process (GO): protein O-linked glycosylation; poly-N-acetyllactosamine biosynthetic process
Cellular component (GO): Golgi membrane
Molecular function (GO): UDP-glycosyltransferase activity; hexosyltransferase activity
Source: RefSeq, a predicted model, not a curated record